GAAAAAAGGUAUUCUGACUAGUGUCAUGGCUUCGUCUUUAAACAACUUUACUACUUUUCGAUCAUUUCAUUGCAUCACAUAACAAGGGAAUGGCGUGAGAUCAUAAGUUAACCUGGUGGACUAUGGCAGCGACUGUUGACCCCUUUUCGUUUGCAACAGCCGAAUUGUCGGAAGAAUAUGUUGGUUUUUUCCCACAUCCCGACAUUGUUUUCAGAUAUUUAGAAAAUGUCAGUGAUAAAACUGGAGCACAAUUGUUGUUGGGUUUCAACAAUACAGUCAGUCUCAAAGGCUCCUGGAUGUCUUUGGGUAGGGUGCGCUCUUCCCUUACAGAACUUUUGGCAUCCUACUCUGGUACAGACUACUCUAGUAGCCGCUUGGAUAAAACAGACGAGGCUUUCCAAACAUCUCACCAUGUACAACAGUCGAUUCCAAAUGAGCACACGGUAUGUGCGCAAACCUCAGCACUACCCCAACGAAUUCAAGUCAGUACGAGUGUGCCUUCAAAGAAUUUUCGGAUUCGUUUCAUCCACAAGAACAUGCAGCAAAGACAAAUCCAGCUGCCCAGAAAGUCUCACAAGACCAGGUAUUUAAACCUCCAGAACCACUUGUUAUGUACUCCGAUCUGCAACUUAACCCAGACCCUGCUGCCAAAAACAUUCCCACACUUGAUAACAUUGAGAGAGCUUUGAAGAAUAUGUAUACAAAAAACAAAUUUGCUACUUCAGCUGUAGCCAAGUUAAUUCAGGCCAAAAAGACAUCUUUCACAGAAAAUGAGCCAAAUAAAGUUUCUCCAAUAGAUGUUCCAAGUCAUUUUGGAAGUUUAGAAUCAGACCAUGUUGAUUCAAUCAUUCAAUAUGUUCCUGUUGGAAUUGCUGAGAAAACCACCACAACAUCAAAACAUAAUCCAGUGAUUAAACAAAAAGAAUAUUCUAAAGAAAUGCUGGAGAAUGUGAAGAGUGAAGUUGAAGAUAGUGGCACCAAAGGGGAAGAAAUGCCUGUUCCUGUUUACAGUAAAGUUGAAUUAAGUUUAAAAAAAGUUGACAUUGAUAAUGCUGUGAAGAUAGACAAAAAUAUUACAGCAUCUAAAAAUAAAUUAUAUAAAGAAGAACUAAACACAGGUAAUUUCAAUGUGGAAAAUAAAAAGGCAUGCUUAUCAAAGACCUCUAGUAAAAGUGGAUCAGCACUAAACAGAGCAGAUGAACAAUUGACUGCACCUAUUAUGGGUAAAUCAGAAAAUGCAGAUGAUAAAAGUGAUGUAACUCAAAAUAACUCUAUCAAGAUCAAAAAGAAGGUUUUAAUUGAAAAGGAUAAUGUGAAUAAAGUUAAGCUUAGGAAGAGAAAAAAAAGGACUGUAAAAAAGAAAGAAAACCCAAAUAUAGCAAAGGUAGAAAUAAGUAACUUCCCUCAAAAGAAGAAAAGAGGAAGACCUCCAAAACCACUUUCUCUUUCCUUGGAGGAAAAGCACUUUUUGUGUGACUUGUGUUCAUAUGUUACCAAAAAUCACAGUGAUCUGCACCGACACAAACUAAAGUCUCAUCCGCGAAAUGAGUAUAAGUGUGAGGAAUGUGGUAGAAUGUUUGGAUGUAGUAAGAAUCUAAAACGCCAUCUUGUAAGUCACAGAGGGGCAGAGAAUGCAUGUGACACAUGUGGUAAGAUGUAUAAAAGCCGUCGAUCCCUGGCUGCUCAUUUGAAGACACAUGCUGAAGGUUAUGUGAAGCCUGAAUUUCCUUGUGAAUUUUGCAGCAAAGUUUUUAGCACAAAGUAUGUUUUAGCACAGCAUAUUAAAGCAGACCAUCUAGGCAUGAAGCCUACAUUCUUCUGUCCUGUGUGUGGCAAGAGUUUUACACAAAAACAUUCCUAUUUAGAGCAUGCAAAUAUUCACUUAGGUGUGAAACCAUAUCAGUGUGAGAUAUGUGGUAAAUCAUUCUCAUAUGAUCAAGCUCUUAAAGAGCACAAAUAUAUGCAUGAUGAGACAAAGAGAUUUGAGUGUCUUAUUUGCCAUAAAAAAUUCCGUCAGCGCCGUGCUUUGUCCAUUCAUGUUAAGAUUCACAGUGAUCACAAGGACUAUGUCUGUUCAACUUGUGGCAAAGGUUUCAGCCAGAAACAGGCAAUGAUCCGCCAUGAACGGGUCCACACAGGACAAACCCCAUUUCUUUGUGCAACUUGUGGUCGAAGCUUUGCUGAUUCCUCUGUGUUAAGACGUCAUAUGAUUUUUGUCCACAAAAAGAAUUCUAAACUGCCUCCAAAAAAUCAGGAAGCUAUUUCGAAUAAUGCUACUUUUUCAGUGACACACAUUCAUGAAAUAAAAGAAUGCCUGCCACAGCAGUUUCCAUCCCCAGUUAUUCAAGAAAGGUCUACAGAACAUACUCUGACACAUUUAUGAGAACGAGAAUGCUGCAUUUAGCCCAUUAUUUGUGUGCUGGAAGCAGUGAUAGUUUGGACUACAGUCCUUGCAAACUGUGUAGUGCACGCCACAUGUCUAUUCACUUUUGAGUGAUAUAUUGCUUUUCUAUAGAUUCAGGAAAUUUUUUUCAACUGAAGUGUGCAAAGCAUGUAAUUAUUUGUUUCACUCCUGGUAACCAAUUCCUACCUUUGCAGGCCUGCAACUUUGAUGUACAAAAGUAAAAUGCAAAUCAUUCAAAUUGUUAUCCUGUUGCUUCAGAAAUAUUGUAAUAGAACCCGUUUUGCUCUUUACAGCUCCAUGACAUUAUGCAGUUUAAGAGAUUUUUUUUUCCUCCAUCCCAUGUUCUUCUGGUCGUAAUUUUUAUCAUGCAUGAUAGACAAUUAUGCUAAUUUAAACUGCAUUAACUUUUUUGUGGAACAAUGUCGCAACAGUAGGUGAUAACUACUUGGUGUAUGUGUGUGAGAGAGAGAGAACACAUCCGUGUGUUUUUAGAUUCUUGAAUGCAAGGUAUGGUAGCUUAAUACUAGUUUAGUAACUUUAUGAAUGUUCUGUUAACAAAUAAUUUUGCAUUUAAAGUUACAGAUGUGCAAAUAUUUAAUAUUAAGCCAUACUUUGGCAUCAAGAUGUACCUCUUUCCAGAAACUGUUGCAAUAACAAUAUUCCAUUAUUCUGCCUUGUUACAGUCUACCUGAAUCAUGCAUACUUUCCCAUGUUAUAGCACCUGUGUAUCACAGUGGUUCUCAAAGUGUGGUCCACGGACCACUAGUGGUCCGCAGGCAUAAGUCAGGUGGUCCGCGGCUGAAGUCAUCAUAUGUCAGCAAAGUGAUGUUUAAAGUGAUGCAUUCCUCGCAUAAAC
Pomacea canaliculata is the source of this 3260-nucleotide messenger RNA. Its product is annotated as zinc finger protein 2-like. The transcript has a single exon. Bases 446 to 2383 code for a protein of 645 amino acids. The record is from RefSeq and is a predicted model, not a curated record. Gene Ontology annotation, biological process: regulation of transcription by RNA polymerase II. Gene Ontology annotation, cellular component: nucleus. Lineage: Eukaryota; Metazoa; Mollusca; Gastropoda; Architaenioglossa; Ampullariidae. Gene Ontology annotation, molecular function: DNA-binding transcription activator activity, RNA polymerase II-specific; RNA polymerase II cis-regulatory region sequence-specific DNA binding.